UCAUCCAUUCACUGUGCUGAGGAACCUUGCUUGUGGCGGCAAAUAUCUACAGUUUGAAAGGGUUAAAAGCGCAUUCAAACUUGCUUUUAAUCAUUCUAAUUAACUUAAUAUUAGGACUAAUUAUUAAAAGCAUGUUUUGAAAUCAAUUUGAGUAUGACAAAAGUGAUUUCAAUAUUUUUUAAAUCACUUUCAAAUAUGUUUUAAUAUAUCCAAUCGAUGAGAUUCAUAUCGUGAUGAGGUUCAUAGGUAUUUGUCAUUUUUCGUGUUUGAUGUUUAUCCGUUUCUUUCAGCUAUGUGAUUAUCUUGUUACAUUUUGGCAUUUACGGAUACAAGUUAUAAAAUGCUUUUUCUAAGAGAGCACAUUAAUGUGGCUAAUUUAAUCAUAGCUUAUAAGUGAAGGCAUUAACAAUACGCCUCCUCUCAAUUAUUACGCUAUAUAGAAAAAGGAAAACAGUGCUUUGAGUUAAAUCAUUCCACUUUAUAUAAACCUAUCUUGAAAUUGUAAAUCAAGUAUUGAUUUAAAGGAUGGAUUUAGCUUUAAAAUAGUAAAUAAUUCGUCUACAAGUAGCGAAAUUGGAAUAAUUAAGAGCAGAAUAUAAAAAGGGUUACCGAUGUAUAUAUGAGUUAAAUAUGUAGUAGACAGGUUCAGAUUAUGUGUUUUACCACACAAAGGAGCGACAAGCUCUCUUUAUUGUAAUGAAAACAUAACAGUCAUCGAAUCCAUAGGAUAAAUAAUCAUAUUGCAAUGCUCAUGUGUACUGCGAUCAAAUAUUUUACUUUUGCUUUGAUGAUUAUGUUUGGUAGAAUUGGUUGCUAACAAAUUUAUUACUUUCCCAUUUCCCUGAAACUUUAUUCCUUAAUUUCUUAGUAGCUGUCUACUGUCUGCCACUUUUGGAAAGAUAACAAGGUGUAAUUGAAUCCCAAAUGGAGUUCUUCAAUUGGUAGUAGUUGAAGUUUGCUCCUUUUGAUUUAGAUUCAUAAGUUAAGAGCUUCUUCUUCUUCUAUUUGCCUCUUUUGAAGCUAGAAUUUCUUCUUUUUUAUGCUUUUUUGGCUUCAUUCCAGAACUCUACCUGCCAUUUCUUCUGAACCAAGCUUCCAUAUUUUGCUUUUCUUUUUCCUAUUUGGGGAGCAUUAGCAGAAAAACAUGAACCACAAGAAAUACAAAAACAUCCUGAAAGCUGACAAAAGUUGAUCCCCAAAUUUCAUGUGUCCCAAUUCUUUGUUGUUUCUUGUCUCCUACCUCUUCUGUCUGAUAUUUUUUCUGGACUUAUUUAGUAGUUUGGUUGGCUGUCUUUUGUUCAUGAUGAAAUCUGUUUCUCCUGAUUAUGAGAUGGACGAUCCUGGUUUUGAUGACAUUGAUCUUAGCCUCAACUUUUCCAAGUUCUUGAAAGAAGCAAAACGUCAUGCAAUAGAACAAGAUUUCAAGGCCUCUACAGAAGAAGAAACAGGAAGGAAAUGGUUGGCACAAGAGAAGAAGAGCAAGAAAUCAUGGAAAAACACCCUCUUCUCAUGGUUGAAAAGUGAAAAAAAGACUAAGCCAAUGCCUAAACCAGAGAAAAAUCCUCACACACCUAAUAAAAGACGUGUUCAUGUUUCUGGUCCAAUUUACACCGGAGCUACAACCACCGACAGCAGACCCCGACGCCAUCCGAUGUCUGGACCGAUCGCUAGUCUCUUCAAUCCUAGUAUGAGAACAGAUAUGGAGAUCCCAUAUAUGUAUCUCCACCAGCUCAAUACCCCCAAUUCUAAUCACAUUUAUGGUCCAAUUUAUCUUGUUACAUAGAACUACAUUGUCUCAUUUCAUCGAUGCUGAGGAAGCUUGCUUGAAAUCUUGUGUGUUUUGUUUUGUAUGUGUGAAGGUUUUGAAUGGCCUGUUAAAUGUUAUAGUUAUUAUGUUGCCAUGUUUGCUUCUUUUUCCACAAACUUACAA
This is a messenger RNA of Benincasa hispida (wax gourd), 1930 nucleotides long. RefSeq lists its product as uncharacterized. Lineage: Eukaryota; Viridiplantae; Streptophyta; Magnoliopsida; Cucurbitales; Cucurbitaceae. The record is from RefSeq and is a predicted model, not a curated record.